GUUCAAUUGUCUGGGCAGAGAAAGGCUGUAAUGAGAAAUCUGAAGGCUGGCUUCCGAAGGUUGAAAGCAGAGAUGCAAGAGAUCAGUAAGGAUCAACAAAAUAUCAAGGAAGGACAAAAACAAGUCAGAGAAAAACUGGAAUCCAUUGAGGCUGAAUGUGUGCAACUCAGGAAGGAUACGGACCUCAUGAUUAGGCAGAGUGCUGUGAGCAAGCUUAAUAUGUGUCUCAUGUUCAAAAUCCUUAAGGCCCGUGAAGAAGGCGAUUUUCUGAAGGCCACCCGGCUUGCUCAAUUGCUUCGGACAAUAUUGAACCGGCAGAACGAGCAAAGGCAGGGAUCUAUAUAAUGGACAGAUAAGGAAAAAUUGUCAAUAGGAUUAAGCUAGCUAUUAUUAUGUUUUAUCUGGUGAUACCAUGUGUUGCAUCUUGCAUGGUGCUUGCUAUCGUUAAACUCUGUUUUUCAUUUCAAGUUUUAAUGUUUUGAAUGGCGAACUUUAUAUAUUGAACUCUAUAUAUGGUUGUCAUGUUAAAAUGGUUUACUGCUUUAAAGCGCCAAGGAAGAGUUAUCUCGUCUUUCCAGUACAGAAUGUAUGAUACGGUAUACAUAUUUAAAAUGUUAAUUAAAUCUCAUUUGAAUG
Molecule: messenger RNA, 636 nt
Organism: Rubroshorea leprosula
Lineage: Eukaryota; Viridiplantae; Streptophyta; Magnoliopsida; Malvales; Dipterocarpaceae
Source: the annotation of a GenBank genome assembly